Messenger RNA from Knipowitschia caucasica, 513 nucleotides. NCBI's taxonomy places the organism in Eukaryota, Metazoa, Chordata, Actinopteri, Gobiiformes, Gobiidae. The record is from the annotation of a GenBank genome assembly.
AUGUCACCAACCACGGCCGCUCCAUCGAUCGCGACUGCCAUCUCGGCUUUUGUUCAGGGGGGAACUCUGUCUCUGGGUGGGUGUUUUUGCAGCAAAACAACAAAACCAGUGUGGAAGAUAUCGGCUUUCGGCGUUCUUAUUUCUAUCCGUCGCAUGCUGUACCUUUCAGUUUUUGUCAACGCUGAUUCGGAGCGUGGGCCCAGCGGGAUCAGCCUGAGUGAUGAUGAUAAUAGGAGGUGUGUGACGGUGGCGUUCAAAACCAACAGUGUUCAUCCAUCAAAGCCGCAGGAAAGAAAAGAGGACAAUGAGAAGAAAAAGAAAGUGUUUGGAUCAACGAUCCCUGCAGCACUGAACGCAUGUGAGGUCUGUGCAGUCCCUUGGGAAUGCAGGGAAUCGUAUACGGUUGUAAAUAUGAACUUCAGGAAUAAAUGGUGUGAGCCCAGUUUAAGCCGAACCGGAGCCGUGUCCAAGGCUGACGGGAAUGACGCUGCCUGCUGCUGUUUCCCCUCCUGA